This is a messenger RNA of Momordica charantia (bitter melon), 1711 nucleotides long. Its product is annotated as cytokinin hydroxylase. Gene Ontology annotation, molecular function: iron ion binding; heme binding; monooxygenase activity. NCBI's taxonomy places the organism in Eukaryota, Viridiplantae, Streptophyta, Magnoliopsida, Cucurbitales, Cucurbitaceae. The record is from RefSeq and is a predicted model, not a curated record.
UUCAUUUGUCUUCAAUAAAGAUAGAAAAGAAGUUUUAUUUAUUGGGAUUAGAGAGAAAAAGAGAGAAGAGAGAUGUUGUUUGAAGCUAUCAACUUAGCAAUAAUGAGUUUACUUAUUUUGUUGGUGUUGUGGGUAUUGUUUUGCUGUUGGAUUUCGCCCUUUUUGGCGUACAAUAAACUGAAGAGAAAUGGGUUUGGAGGUCCAACGCCAAGUUUUCCUCUUGGAAAUAUUAGUGAGAUGAAAAAGAAGAACAAAAAUUGUUCUGUAUUAGAAUCUUCUCAAGUAACCCACAACAUACAUUCCACUGUGUUUCCUUAUUUUUCUCGCUGGCAAGCUUCCCAUGGGAAAAUAUUUAUAUAUUGGUUGGGGACAGAGCCGUUCUUGUACAUUGCAGAGCCAGAAUUUUUGAAGACAUUGUCGACAGAAGUGAAGGCCAAGUUUUGGGGAAAGCCUUCUGUGUUCAAAGAUGAUAGGAAAUCAAUGUUUGGAAAUGGUUUGGUGAUGGCUGAAGGUGAUCAGUGGGUUCGCCAAAGGCAUGUUAUUACUCCUGCAUUCAAUCCAUCCAACUUGAAGGCGAUGGGAAGCUUAAUGGUGGAGUCGACCACCGAAAUGCUGGAGAGGUGGGCCCGCAUGAUAAACUCCGGCGACCGGGAAAUCGAAGUGGAGCGAGAGAUCACGGCGACGGCCGGCGAGAUCAUCGCGAAAACCAGCUUCGGAAUCGACCACCGGAGCGGAAGGCAAGUGUUCGAGAAACUGAGGGCUCUUCAGAUGACACUCUUCAAAACGAACCGCCUCGUCGGCGUUCCGUUCGGCCGUCUACUUAACGCCGGCAAGGCGAGGGAGGCGGAGCGGCUCGGGGAGGAAAUAGACGGCCUUUUCGAGUCCGUGAUAACGGCGAGAAGGGAGGGGAAUAAUAAUCAGGUGCAGCAGGAUCUACUGAGCUUGCUUUUGAGAGACGACGGCGGGAGGAGAUUGAGUACGACGGAGCUGGUUGACGAGUGCAAGACGUUCUUCUUCGGAGGGCAUGAAACGACGGCGUUGGCUGUGACGUGGACUCUGCUGCUUUUGGGUAUCCAUACAGAGUGGCAAACGCAGCUGAGAGAAGAGGUUAAGGAAGUUCUUGGAAAUAAAGAGAGUGAAUUUGAUUUCUCCAACCUUGCCGGACUCAAGAAGAUGGGAUGGGUGAUGAGGGAGGUCCUCCGUCUGUACCCAUCAGCACCAAACGUCCAAAGGCAAGCCAGAAAAGACAUCACCAUAAACGGCCUCACCAUCCCCGACGGCACCAACAUGUGGAUCGAUGUCGUGGCGAUGCACCAUGACGAGGCCCUUUGGGGUGACAAAGUCAACGAAUUUCAUCCCGAAAGGUUCGAAAACGAUGCUGUUGCUGGUGGCUGCACCCACAAGAUGGGGUACCUACCCUUCGGGUUCGGAGGGAGAAUGUGCGUCGGAAGGCAUUUGACGUUUAUGGAGUAUAAGAUUAUGGUGGCACUGAUUUUGUGUAGGUUUUCCUUCUCUCUUUCUCCUGCUUAUCGCCACUCGCCUUCGAUUAUGCUAUCGCUCCGACCUGCUCACGGGUUGCCCCUCAUAUUCCAACUGUUGGAAACUUAGAGUUAGAGAAAUUAUUAGAAGAGACCACCCUAAUCUGAUCGGUAGUUUCAUAUUGCUAGAGAAUUACAAAAAUGUUUUGAAUUGACAUCUCAAUUCAAUAAUU